CAGAGGUGACCGGCGACGACAUGUCGGCGGGCGGCUCGCAGCGUCUGUAGAGCAGGCUCUGCGGUGUGACAGGGACCGGGCGGAGGCGGCUGGGGACGGCCGAGGACGGGAGCGGGUGGCCGGGCGCUCAGGGGAGCACUGCACGGGGCCACGACCGGGAAUGCGCCCCAGCCCGCCGAGCAGCCGGGAAGGCGAGCCCCGCGGGAGCGCUUCAUGCCGCCCACCGGCAUAGAGUCGUCCAGGAUGAACAGGAAGAAAGGAGACAAGGGCUUCGAGAGCCCGCGGCCGUACAAAUUAACCCAUCAGGUCGUCUGCAUCAACAACAUAAACUUCCAGAGGAAAUCUGUUGUGGGAUUUGUGGAGCUGACUAUAUUUCCUACAGUUGCAAACUUGAAUAGAAUCAAGUUGAACAGUAAACAGUGUAGAAUUUACCGAGUCAGGAUCAAUGACUUGGAGGCUGCUUUCAUUUAUAAUGAUCCAACCUUAGAAGUUUGUCACAAUGAGUCAAAACAGAGAAAUCUCAAUUAUUUUUCCAAUGCCUAUGCAGCUGCGGUUAGUGCUGUGGACCCUGAUGCGGGGAAUGGAGAACUCUGCAUUAAGGUUCCAUCAGAACUCUGGAAGCAUGUCGAUGGUAAAACAGCAGAGUUAAAGGUUCUGAAGAUACAUAUCAAUUUUUCUCUGGAUCAGCCGAAAGGAGGUCUUCAUUUUGUGGUACCCAAUGUAGAGGGAAGUAUGGCAGAGAGAGGUGCUCAUGUCUUCUCUUGUGGGUAUCAGAAUUCUACAAGAUUUUGGUUCCCGUGUGUUGAUUCAUACUCUGAGUUAUGUACAUGGAAAUUAGAAUUUACAGUAGAUGCUGCAAUGGUAGCUGUAUCCAAUGGAGAUUUGGUGGAGACAGUGUAUACCCAUGAUAUGAGGAAGAAGACUUUCCAUUAUAUGCUUACAAUUCCUACAGCAGCAUCCAAUAUCUCCUUGGCCAUUGGACCUUUUGAAAUACUUGUAGAUCCAUAUAUGCAUGAGGUUACACAUUUUUGUUUGCCCCAGCUUCUCCCAUUACUUAAACAUACCACGUCAUACCUUCACGAAGUUUUUGAAUUUUAUGAAGAAAUUUUGACUUGUCGCUAUCCGUACUCCUGUUUUAAGACUGUCUUCAUUGAUGAGGCUUAUGUUGAAGUGGCUGCUUAUGCUUCUAUGAGUAUUUUUAGCACAAACCUUCUGCACAGUGCCAUGAUUAUCGAUGAGACGCCUCUGACCAGACGGUGCCUAGCGCAGUCCUUAGCGCAGCAGUUCUUCGGAUGCUUCAUAUCCAGAAUGUCUUGGUCUGAUGAGUGGGUUCUGAAGGGAAUUUCAGGCUAUAUUUAUGGACUCUGGAUGAAAAAAACUUUUGGUGUUAAUGAGUACCGCCACUGGAUUAAAGAGGAGCUAGAUAAAAUAGUGGCGUAUGAACUGAAAACUGGGGGAGUUUUAUUACAUCCCAUAUUUGGUGGUGGAAAAGAAAAGGAUAACCCCGCAUCUCACCUUCACUUUUCAAUAAAGCAUCCGCACACACUGUCCUGGGAAUACUACACUAUGUUUCAAUGUAAAGCUCACCUUGUGAUGAGACUGAUUGAAAACAGAAUCAGCAUGGAAUUUAUGCUACAAGUUUUCAAUAAACUACUAAGUCUGGCUAGCACUGCUUCGUCUCAGAAGUUCCAGUCUCACAUGUGGAGUCAGAUGCUGGUUUCCACCUACGGGUUCUUGAAAUCCAUUUCGAACGUCUCUGGCAAAGACAUCCAGCCCUUAAUAAAGCAGUGGGUAGACCAGAGUGGAGUAGUAAAAUUUUAUGGAAGUUUCGCGUUUAAUAGAAAACGAAACGUUUUAGAGCUAGAAAUAAAACAAGACUACACAUCUCCUGGAACUCAGAAGUACGUGGGACCACUUAAAGUGACAGUGCAAGAGCUAGACGGAUCCUUCAACCACACCUUGCAAAUUGAGGAAAACAGCCUUAAACAUGAUAUACCCUGCCACUCUAAAAGCAGAAGGAAUAAGAAGAAAAAAAUCCCACUGAUGAAUGGGGAAGAAGUUGACAUGGAUCUUUCUGCAAUGGACGCCGAUUCCCCUUUGCUGUGGAUAAGGAUAGACCCAGAUAUGUCAGUCCUGAGGAAGGUGGAAUUUGAGCAGGCUGACUUUAUGUGGCAGUAUGAGCUCCGCUAUGAAAGGGAUGUGGUCGCUCAGCAGGAGUCCAUCCUGGCCUUGGAGAAGUUCCCCACCCCUGCGUCACGUCUCGCACUCACCGACAUACUAGAGCAAGAGCAGUGUUUCUACCGAGUGAGGAUGUCAGCGUGCUUCUGCCUCGCAAAGAUUGCAAAUUCAAUGGUGAGCACAUGGACAGGACCACCAGCCAUGAAGUCUCUCUUUACUAGAAUGUUUUGUUGUAAAACUUGUCCAAACAUCGUGAAAACAAACAACUUCAUGAGUUUUCAGAGUUAUUUUCUACAGAAGACUAUGCCGGUUGCCAUGGCUUUAUUAAGAGAUGUACAUAAUCUUUGUCCCAAAGAAGUUUUAGCAUUUAUUUUAGACUUAAUCAAGUACAAUGACAACAGAAAAAAUAAGUUUUCAGAUAACUAUUACCGUGCAGAAAUGAUUGAUGCCCUGGCUAAUUCUGUUACGCCUGCCGUCAGUGUGAAUAAUGAAGUUAGAACUCUGGAUAACUUAAACCCCGAUGUUCGACUAAUUCUUGAAGAAAUAACCCGGUUUUUGAAUAUGGAGAAACUUCUCCCAAGUUACAGGCACACUAUCACUGUCAGUUGCUUGAGAGCUAUAAGGGUGCUUCAGAAGAACGGACAUGUACCAAGUGAUUCCUCUCUCUUCAAAUCCUAUGCCGAGUAUGGCCAUUUUGUGGACAUCAGGAUAGCAGCUCUGGAAGCCGUUGUUGACUACACUAAAGUGGACCGGAGUUAUGAAGAACUUCAGUGGCUACUUAAUAUGAUCCAGACUGAUCCUGUACCAUAUGUAAGGCAUAAGAUUCUAAACAUGUUGACUAAGAAUCCACCAUUCACAAAGAACAUGGAGUCUCCCUUAUGCAAUGAAGCCCUAGUAGAUCAACUAUGGAAACUAAUGAAUUCUGGUACUGCACAUGACUGGAGGUUGCGGUGCGGUGCUGUGGACUUGUACUUCACCCUGUUUGGCCUCAGUCGACCUUCCUGUUUACCCUUGCCAGAACUCGGGCUUGUCCUUAAUCUAAAAGAGAAAAAAGCCGUUUUGAAUCCUACCAUAAUUCCAGAAGCCGGAGCAGGCAACCAGGAAUCUGCCAGUAACCCUGGCUCGCAUGCUCAGCUCUCUGGAUUUCAGAACCCUGUGAGUGUCACGUUAGUACAGAGUACAGAGCCUCACUAUGUAGCGCCACCCGAGGAGGACAACGUCGUCUUUGAACCGUUUUCAAGUUCUCAAGAUGAGGAGGAGGUUGAUAUGGAUACUGUUCAUGACAGUCAGGCCUUCAUUUCCCAUCAUCUGAACAUGCUUGAAAGGCCAUCUACUCCAGGGCUUUCUAAAUAUCGCCCAUCGAGCUCCAGGUCUUCCUUAAUGCCCCAGCAUUCAUUAGGCUGUGACAUGAUACCAACCACAAAACCCCAAUGGACUAUGGAACUGUCCCGAAAGGGAAUAGGUAAGGAGCAGCCUUUGGAGAUGAGUAUGCAUUGCAUGGGAGCAGCUCCACUCUCGGGGUUUGCUAAGGAGUCUACAUCCUCUCGACACAGCGACCACCAUCACCACCAUCACCAUGAGCACAAGAAGAAGAAGAAGAAGCACAAGCACAAGCAUAAGCACAAACACAAGCACGACAGCAAGGACAAGGACAAGGAGCCCUUUGCCUUCUCCAGCCCUGCCAGCGGCCGGUCUGUGCGCUCCCCGUCACUCUCGGACUGAAGUCACUCUCGGACUGAAGUGCUGCAGAGCCCUUUCCAAGGUCCCAACCAGAGGAAGGUGGCAUGACAGUCUGGUCCUUGGUGCAGCAUGAUCCAAGAGGGAAUGCAAGGAAACUAAGAGGGCUCUGGAGUCUGGGUGUUCAAUUUCUGUUAUUUGUGUAACUGGGAUCUGAGUAGGAAGUGGGGUUUUUUUGUUUGUUUGUUUUUUUGUUUGUUUUUUGUUGUUGUUGUUCUGGAUAAACUCCUCCAUCUCUUGUUUCUUCCUGAAAACACAGAGUAACCUCUUUUUACAAAAGCCUUCAGAUCUACUGCAGGCCUGUUCACAUACUGGUCUCCUGUGGAAAGCCAAGGUCAGGUGUGCUUGAAAGCCUUUGAUAGUUGUCGUGGGCAGAAGGACAUUUCAACAGAAGCAGCUGCCAGAUCUGUGGUACCCAGCGUUUCCAUGAAGUGCUAAGCAACACCACUUGGAAUUGCUGGAAAGACAGGCUUUUCUAUAGGACCCAUCCCUCUUGGCUGCUUUCUGUGUUAGUCAUAGAAAGUAAGUACCAUCAUUUAUGAGCAAAGGCUCUUGUAUUUCCUCUUACCCUAAUAUCCAAAAAGUUUUGAAAGAAAUUAUUUUUAAAAACAUUUAACGUAACUAUCUUUUGAUGGUGCAUUUGGUGAUUUUGAUGUUGCAAUUUAGCAGAACAGCCAGGUCCACCAUUAUUCUCAAAUCAAGAUGUUUAAAUUACAUUUUGUUUUGCCUUCCAUUAAGUACAAGUGAAUGUGUUCAUAUGUAAAAUAUGUGUUGCUGAAUGUGGGUAGUUUACACAUGUGACAAGUAUUCUUUCUGAAAUUACUCUGUAUAUAAGGCAACCAUGGUGCUGCUUGCCUGUAAUCCUAGCAUUUGAGACAUAGAAGUAGGAGGGUCAGUUAAGACCAGCCUGCGACUCAUGAGAUAUGUAUCAAAAAAGCAAGGUCACAGAAACUGCUAUAGAUAACAAAAUGUGAUGCUUUAAGAAGGUAUGACUGUUUUGUUGUUUGUUCAUCAGCUUGCACAGAGAUAAUUUGGCCCACAUUGGAGUAUAUAAGCAACAGUUUAAAAAUACGUGUGCAGUGUUUUGGUUUCCUAUUUAACAUUUUGUAUUAAUUGUGUGUUUUUUUAUUUUAUUUUAUGUUCUUGUGAAUAUACCAGGUUGUCCGUUUAAUUGUUUUGCAUAUCCAGUUUUUAUCAUUUCUCAUGUUACUAAAAUGUUUCACUAAAUUCUUGUUCUCAGAAUAAAUAUUUCUAAGUUGAACGUUC
Messenger RNA from Mesocricetus auratus (golden hamster), 5181 nucleotides. RefSeq names its product TATA-box binding protein associated factor 2 (gene Taf2). Gene Ontology annotation, cellular component: transcription factor TFIID complex. The coding region runs from base 214 to 3900 and encodes 1228 amino acids. Lineage: Eukaryota; Metazoa; Chordata; Mammalia; Rodentia; Cricetidae. The transcript has 26 exons. Gene Ontology annotation, molecular function: RNA polymerase II general transcription initiation factor activity; transcription cis-regulatory region binding; chromatin binding. The record is from RefSeq and is a predicted model, not a curated record. Gene Ontology annotation, biological process: transcription initiation at RNA polymerase II promoter.